ACCACCUAUCCUUCUCCUUCCAGCGUUUCGCAGAUAAGCGCAGAUCUCUCCGCUGCUCUGUGACGCUGUGCGCCUCCCCUCCCUUCCUCUCUCCCAACAAAUGUGAGGCGCACCAGCGGGACAGACUCAGCACGGAUCCAGUUGUUGUGCGCCAACUAUCAGGAAAGUGACACUUGAAUCUAAAACCCUCCACAGGAUCCAUCCGAACCGUGGAUGAGAGUCGGAGGAAGAAAACACGUUCCGGUUUGGGGAAAGAAGGGACCGCAGAGACAGUUUUCCUCCCUUGUUGAUCUAUUUUUAUUUAUUAUUAUUAUCAUUUUUUUUUUUUUUGUUUUUGUUUGAGCAGCGCGCACAGACUGACAUGUCAGCGGGAGUAAAGACGUGAAUGAAGCGCGGCGCCAGCGCGGCGGUUUGGUGAAAAAUAAAGAGAAAAGGAUGAAAUCCAGGAGUCAGGAUCAGAGUCUGUCUGACUCCAGAGAGCUGGACAGAUCCUUCGAUCCGCUCACAGGUAACCCUCUUACCAAACCCAACAAAAAGACAAUUAAGCAGCGCUUCCUCAAACUGCUGCCCUGCUAUCACUCAGGCUCCAGCUCUUCAAUUACUCAAAGAAGUAUAACUGAAGAGGGGGAGCUGACCACAGUGCGCUACAGACCUGAGGGACUUGACAGUCUGGUUCAGCAGACGAAUUUCAGCAAAAAGGAGCUGCAGGUUCUUUACCGGGGAUUYAAAAAUGAGUGYCCCAGUGGCGUUGUGAACGAGGAUACGUUUAAAAGUAUCUACGCCCACUUCUUCCCACAGGGAGAUUCAAGUAUGUAYGCACAUUUCCUGUUUGAAGCCUUUGACACCCACAACAAUGGACUGGUUAGCUUUGAAGACUUUGCGGUAAGUCUGUCCAUCAUUUUAAGAGGAUCCAUCACCGACAAACUGAACUGGGCCUUCAAUCUGUAUGACCUGAACAAGGACGGCUGCAUCACCAGAGAAGAGAUGACAGACAUAAUGCACUCUAUCUACAACAUGAUGGGGAAGCACACUUACCCCAGCAUGAGGGACAGCGAUCCAAAGGAACACGUUGACAGCUUCUUCCAGAAAAUGGACAAGAAUAAAGAUGGAGUGGUCACCAUUGAGGAAUUCUUGGAGACAUGCCAAAAGGAUGAAAACAUCAUGCACUCCAUGCACUUGUUUGAGAACGUCAUCUGAAUGCUGACGGAUGGAAGAUGAGAAAAUCCCCACCGCUGUUUGGAGCUCUGCUGCCUUUAAAAAGCUCCCCGCCUGAGUGGUGGUGAGGUUUCUGUUCCUGCAACAAUAAGAGGAGGAAAUCCACUCCACCUCCUAGAAACUAAGGACACUGAGCAGAAUGAGCCAAAUGUUAUGUCUCCAAUGUGUUUGGCUGUAUGAAGGGGGAUGACGUGGAACCUGUAAAUACCUCUGCUAAAGUAACAUAAAGAAAAUCCCAGAUAUAAUCCAGACGCAGCCAUAGUUGCUAUAUUUUAAUGAAUGGAAAAGAUGAGAGCGCUUUUCAGUUUGGAUAUUAAUCUGCUGUACAUUAGAGACAAAACCUGAAUGUUCACAGAAACACUAUCAAACAAUGAAGUUGUGCUCAAAAUGUGAAGUUUGCAAACUUUCUGAAAUCACUGUCCAGUCCUGGAACCAGAGAUGAGAUAAAAGCAUGAAAUGAAGCCAUAAUCUUCCAACAACCUCUGUGUCCUAGUAAAAUCCUAACACAUUAACAUCAA
Messenger RNA from Poecilia reticulata (guppy), 1733 nucleotides. The record is from RefSeq and is a predicted model, not a curated record. Lineage: Eukaryota; Metazoa; Chordata; Actinopteri; Cyprinodontiformes; Poeciliidae.